This is a messenger RNA of Pogona vitticeps (central bearded dragon), 2088 nucleotides long. RefSeq names its product cytochrome c oxidase assembly factor 7 (gene COA7). Gene Ontology annotation, cellular component: mitochondrial intermembrane space. Gene Ontology annotation, molecular function: protein binding. NCBI's taxonomy places the organism in Eukaryota, Metazoa, Chordata, Lepidosauria, Squamata, Agamidae. The record is from RefSeq and is a predicted model, not a curated record.
CCCCCAUAGAGGAGCAGAGCGGAAGUGGCUUGUCCACCGCCUUGAUUGUGUCCGCCGCUGACUUCCGGCUACAGCAAGCUUUUUUCACCUUGCGGAGGGAAACGAGGUGUCCAGUGGUGUUUUUACCUUCUUUGAUGAGAAAUGGCUGGAUUGGUCAAUUUCGAAGAUGAAGAGGAAUUGAAAACUUACUUGGAGAAUGUGGGUAUAGAGUAUAGUUUCCAGUGCCACAAGGAGAAAGAUCCUGAAGGUUGUCUACGUCUGGCUGAUUAUCUAGCGGGAAUUAAAAAAGACUUUGAAAGAGCUGCUGAAGUGCUGAAGGAGAAUUGUGAAAAUAAUCUGCACAGUGAGAGCUGUUACAAACUUGGGACUUACUACAUUCAUGGAAAAGGUGGGCUCCCAGCAGAUCUUAAAAGUGCCUGCAGGUGCUUUUUAAAGUCUUGUGAGAAAGGUGGAAAGAAAUCCUUGAAUGCUUGUCAUUUUGCUGCCGAGCUGCUACAGAGCGGUGAAGGAAGUGAUGAUGGGAAGCCGAAUGUACCCCUAGCCAGAGACUAUUACAGUAAAGCUUGUGAUGCAGGAUUUGUCUCCAGCUGUUUUAGCAUUAGUACAAUAUACCUUAAAGGUGCUCCUGGAAUACAAAAGGAUAUGAACCAGGCAUUGAAUUAUUCCACAAAAGCAUGUGACAUGGGUCAUGUGUGGGCUUGUGCUAAUGCUAGCCGAAUGUACAAACUAGGAGAUGGAGUUGAAAAGAAUGACACCAAGGCAGAAGCCCUAAAGAACAAGGCAAAAGAACUGCACAAGGAACAAAACACAGCUUCAGUGUCCUUAACAUUUGGAGAGUGAGCCAAGUUAAAUGAUCUACAGCUUUCUCACAAAUACUAUGAAAGGGUACAGAACCUGGUCUGAAGAUCGGUAGGACUUCAAAAGAUGCAUUCGUUUGAUCAAAUAUCUCUUUUAACAUAUACAAAUUAUUAUUUUGUAAUACAAUAAAAAUCACAUGUUUAGGAUGUUGCUUUAUUGAGGGUAAAUUUAGCAAAUGCAAAAGACAAAGUGCAGUGAUCACAACUAAUAUAUAAACAGCUGUCUGGUGGAACAUAAUUCUUGAGUAGAGUAAAAACAGAAUGAAAUACCCAAAUUUUGUGAAUGAUCCAGAAAUAUAUGGAAAUCAGUUGACUCUUCUGUCUUGAAGGCAUCUGUCUAUCACAGCAAGCCUCUUUAUUAACUGUUCAGAAUGCAGAAAAUGUACUGUUUAGGAAAAGAAGCAAAAGACAUUUGACUGGGACAGAGUAAUGAAAAUCAACAGAGCUUGCUUCUGAGUAGGCACACAGAGAAUCACACUGAAGGUAUCCAUAUGAUCAUAAAAUUGCAGUGUUGGGUCCAGCCUCCUGCCUAUGCAGGAAUACACAACUAUCUAAGCCUCCCUCACAGAUGGAUGAGCAUACUAUCAGAAAUCCAAUUUUGUUAGCUCAAAAAGCAGAUGGUGUUUCCAGAAAAAGCUCAUACCAGUGGUACUCAGAGGGAGAAAAUAAACCCUGCUUUCAAUUAUGUGUUUAAAAAAAAGACAAGACAUACAAGAGGAAGGGAUAGUGAGGGGUGGGGAUGAUAAUCAGUUGGUUCCGGGGUAGUUGUAGCAACUGGUGGCUGUGCUUACCUUUCUUUAUGGUGAUCUUGUCUGGGAAGAAACACUACAACUGAUGUUGCAGCCAUUGUUGUCCUUGCUGGUAAGAGAAUCCAAAAUGUUUCCCUUCAGCUUUGCAGGGGAAAGCAGAAGUGAAGCCACGUCCUCAACCGAAGUCAGACAUCUCAUGACAACUGGCCAAUAGGGAGGGAAAUCAGUCCCUUGUACAUUUUCCCAUGAAAAUUGAAGCUGUCUUUAAAAAGAAGACUGUCUUCUCAUAGCCGUAGAGCAAGAUACAUGGCUAUUCCAUUUGUGAUUGUAGAAAUACAGCCAGCCAACAGUGAUCUGAUUAUGCUUUUGUUUGCGUCAGGAGAUUUGGGAAUGUUUCAAUCAGAUUUGUCAAAACCAUGUCAUGAACAAUUUUGUUUGUGUAUUUUCCACAGAUGACUGCGAAUUAUAUUCUGCUUUCUUGA